UUAUUUGAUCUUUAGGAAAUGUAUUUGGUCGAGCGCACUUGUAACGAACUCAAAAUUAAUACGAAAAAUAAAACGAUACGAAAUCACGCAAAAUUUACGAAAAUCGCAAAAUUCACAAACUUCAGCACAACUACAGAGACAAUUGAAGUAAAUGCUUACGGUUGAUAAAAUUACUUACAGUGCAACAUAAGAAGGGGAUGAACGCCGCCAAAAGCAGUGAUACGACCGAUGCCGCUGUAGAAUAAAUUUUUUUUACAGAACGCGCUUAGCGUUAAAUGUUAAAACAUAUGUGUUACAUACAUACAUAAACAAACUACAUACAAAAGUGUUAGUGUGAAAUAAAAUUGCAGUGCAAUAAAAAUAAAACACCAAAAAAAUUAUUAAAAUCUUGUAUAUUGUGGUUGCUUUGCCGAAAAAAACGUAAGAAGACUUACUCACGCUGGAGAAGCUGCGCGACAAAAUGUGGUUCCGCCUCUCGGGUGGCGGAAGCAGUAGCGGUGGGGGCAGUGGUGCAGAUUCCACAGACGAUGCCUCACCCACACUCGCCAGCAAUACAUCGAAUUCCUUGACGGUGCCCAAUUCGGGCGGCAGUGAACCAUCGCGUUUUGAGAAGUUUCGACGUGCGAGCUUUCGACGCAAAUCCACCGGUCAGAUGCCGACACGUAAGCGUUCCAAAUCGCCACAUUUCAUCUUGCAAGCAGACAAAUCCACCUCAUUGGAGGAGGCAGACGAGGAUGCAGAGAAGGAGCGUGGCGGCACAGAAGUGACGCAAGAGCGUCUGUCGGCUACUGAUAAUGUGACCAACGGCAACCAAAAAACGCUGCAUAAAAACGAAGUCAAUAUUUUGUUGAAUGGACCAGAGGGUGAGACCACCACGCUGCUAUUGCUCAGCGACCCUAAGCCGGAGCACAAGAAAACUACGCUCAAGUCCAUCAAAACUGAUCCACCAAAGCGCAAGUUCUACAAGUUUACUUCCUCCUCAGCGCGCCGGCAAGGUUCACUCGAGAGCGCUGAAGCGCCACCGGCUUUAAGCGCGCUAUCGGCUUUAAGUGAGUUCACACCGAAGAGCACGAAGAUGAAGUCUACCACAAACGUCGUCGCAUACACUGAUGAUGAGGAUACCGAUGCUGACGAGGACACAGACUCUACCGAUACGGAUGACGAAAGCAGUGAUGCUGAGGAAGAAAAUUUAUCGCCCAAACGUGUCAAUGGUAAAGAGAAGAAGAUACUGCUUACCGAUCCGAAAUACAAGCAUAACCGCGUCGAGAAGAGUUCUUCUAAGACGAAGAUGGCUGAGCUGGAGAAACGUGAGAGCUUGAAGCGUUCGCGUAGUGCGCGUAAAGUGGCAGCGGCUGAGCGUGUGGCUGCUGCAGCGGCUGCAUCCACGAUGGGGGAGUCUGUCGGCGAAGCCGUCAGCCCGCAGAAGAAAAAGGAUAAACGCGCUGAAAAGGAGGCGGCGAAGAAGCAGUCACGCGCGCAUAAUAAUCUUAACUUACAAGCGCUUGUCAAGUUUGUGAUGAACAACAAGAAAUUCAUCAAUACUGAAGAAUUUACUUUGACGCGCCGCAAGUCGAUCUCGGAAGCAGCAACCACAGUCAUCUCUAUGGCGUCCACCUGCAAGCCCAUGCCAAUUGCGUUGAAAUAUUCGCCCGACGGCGUUGUGGCUGAAGCGCCAAAGGAGCAUGACGCCAAGGCCGAGCGUAACGUAGUGUUGGUGAAGAAACAAAAUCUCAAGAAUUCAUUUUGCGAUCACUUGAAUAACAACAACAAUUACGGGUGUCAAGAAGCGCCCGACAGUUGCACGAAAGGCAUCGGUGACAAGGACAAAAAGAAGAAACAAAAAAAGCAGAAAAAGAAGUCAGUAGAGGUGGACGAGUGUACCAAUAGAGAAAUCUACAAAUGCUUAGCUGAGGAGGAUACACAGAAAGCGUUGGACGCCAAAGUGAAACGCAACUGUUCGAAUAGCUCGAAGAGCAGCAAAAGCAGUGGUAACUUCGAGGAUGAAGCUUUCUAUUCAUGCGACGAGUUGGAACGCGAGGAGAGAGCCAGAGCUGCCAGCAGCAGUAGUUACGCUGGCGGCGGCGGCGGCGGUAGUAGCCGUGGUGGUAGCGUAAGUGGCAUGGAUACAUCGCCGCCCAAUUCCAAUACUUCCGGCUCAACUUCAUCCACAUCGAAUUUAUUAUCGCCGCCAGGUUUUGUAACGACUGAUGAGACGGGGACACAAACAACAGUCAUAAAGCGCAAAUCAUCUUCCCCAUCUCUCACCUCGAGAGUUGCGGCCAAGAUUAAUGAGAAAACGAAUAACUAUCGGAAUCGGAGAGCGGUCGCAGCUGCAGCGGCUGCGGCAGCUAGCAAAGUGGCCAAGAAGCAACGCAAGGGUCAGGUAUCGUUGACGACGGCCAGCGAAGGAGGUGUUGGUGUUAGUGGCGGUAUAGGUGGAAGUGCAAGCGCGGGCGCUGGAAAGCGUGCAGAAUUCUACAAGCAAUUAAGUGUUGAACGCUUGCACGCAUCAUCAAUAGUGCGGCAACCCUCCGAUCGCAGACCGGAUGCAGGCAACCAAGCGCUGCGCUCCAACGGCAAUGCCGCCGCCACAACGUCCGCCGACAACACAGACGAUGUACAGCUACGUUUGCCAUCGAGCGCUGCAUACCCAGCCGGCGGUUCGGGCGGCGAAACAGGCGCUGGCAUUGUCGGCAAAGGCGCAUUGGGACGCGGCACACGCGAAUCCAAUGUACCGUUGUCAGGCGAAGUGGCCGACAUGGGAGGUACAGCUGCCGCCGAUGCGAAUGCGCAGGACGCAGCAGAAGGGAAGGAUGCACGCCGAGAACGUUUACAUCAACAUCAUCAGAAUAAAAGCGCCCCCGUCUCUGUUAAUCGCUCCGAAUCGUACAAGGAGCGUUUAUCGCAAAAACGCAAUCGCAAUAGUCGACGCAAAACAUCAGAUCCUAGUCUGACGUCAAGGCCAAACGAUGAGCAAACCGAUGUUGGUCUUUCCAAUUCCAAUUACACCGCAAGUUCCAAUUCUAGUCUUUCCUCGGGUGGCGGCUCUGAGAGUCCCAGCACCUCAAUGGAACAAAUGGGCGGCGCUGGUGGUGCAACCGCCACCGCCAGCGGCCAUCCAAUUACACAUCAUCACAGCAUGCACGCCCACCACACUACACCGCAUCAUCACAUGCACCAGCACAGCCAUCAGGAUUCGUUUCAUGGAAGCAUUGGUGGCAGCUCGAUGAACACCAGCUUUUGGGGCAGCAGUUUUGGUGGCGUAGGCAGUGGCCAACCCGGUCAGCGACAAUGGAAUUUCGAGAGUGACGAUGACGAUGAUCUCAACGAGGCCGAUUGGAGUUCAAAUGUUACAGCCGAAAUAUUAGCUGCGCUCACCGAUGCGGAAAAGAAGCGACAGGAGAUUAUAAAUGAAAUUUACCAAACCGAGCGCAGUCAUGUGCGCAUUCUCAAGCUAUUGGAGCGUCUCUUCCUCUUACCGCUGCAAGAGAGCAAUCUGCUCACCCAAGAACACUUAAUGCUGCUCUUCCCGCCCGCUUUACUUUCACUACGUGAAAUACACUCGACCUUCGAACAACAACUGAAGCAGCGUCGCCUCGAACACAAUCAUGUGGUCACACACAUCGGCGAUCUGCUGUCCACCAUGUUUUAUGACAAGUCGGGCGAUGAGCUGUGCCAAUAUGCGGCACAAUUUUGUGCGCGCCAACAAAUCGCUUUGGAAGCGCUCAAAGAGAAGCGACGCAAGGAUGAACAGUUGCAGAAGCUAUUAAGUAAGGCCGAAUCGCAUAAGGCAUGCCGACGUCUACAGUUGAAAGAUCUGCUGCCGGCGGUGCUGCAGCGUCUUACCAAGUAUCCGCUUCUCUUCGAGAAUCUGUACAAGGUGACCAUACGCGUGGUGCCCGAGAAUACAACCGAAGCCGAGGCCAUACAGCGUGCGCUGGAGUCGUCGAAGAAGAUACUCGUUGAUGUAAACCAGGCUGUGAAGACCGCUGAAGAUGCACACAAAUUGCAAAACAUUCAGAAGAAAUUAGACAAGUCAACCUUCGAUAAGGAUGAAUUUAAGAAUUUGGACUUAACGCAGUACCGUCUCAUACACGAUGGUAGCUUGACAAUGAAGAAGAAUCCCAGCAUACAAUUGCACGGUCUACUCUUUGAAGAUAUGAUUGUGUUGUUAACCAAACAGGACGAUAAAUAUUCUUUGAAAUAUUUGCAUGCUACACGCAACACAGAAGUCAACAAUAAGCCAGUCAGCCCUAUAAUGAGCAUCGAUUCGGAGACGCUGGUACGCCAAGAAGCCGCCGAUAAGAAUUCAUUUUUCUUGAUUAAGACAAAAACAUCACAAAUGUUGGAAUUACGCGCACCAAGCAGUUCUGAGUGUAAAACGUGGUUCAAGCACAUUUCCGAUGCCGCUGAACAGUACAAACCACGUUCGAAGAACGCCAAUCAUGAGCCAGUUGACGAUCCAGCGAUCGCCACUUUACCGCAUUCCAAUACAAAGGAGUCGCUUGAACUCACACCGGAGCGCCCACCGCCCGCCUCGGCUAUAGCCACGGUGACAACCACACCGCUGGCGCCGAUGAUGCCAGUCGCCACCGCGACUUCGGUCAAUGUCAAUAACAAUAAUAACAACAGUAACGACCCCCACAAUGUGCAACUGCGAAAUGGGCGCCGUGAGAGCACUCCGACGCCUGGCAGCGUCGACCACAAAAUGCGGCUCAGCCACAACGAACUGUCACCUUCGAUCGGUUCAUCAUCGGCCGCCAUGUCAUCCGCCUCCACAGCGUCGCUGUCGUCUGCGGUUAACCGCACAAUGUCGACACGCAGCUGCGGUGAACCCAACAACAACAACGACGGAUACGAGAACUCAAGCGUGACACUUCGUCACACACAAUCCGCCCGCCAGGCAAACGGUCACAAUGCGGGCGCCGGCGUGGAUGAGUUUGGGUCGAGCGUCAGCGGCGCAAGCAUCAGCAGCGGCUCAAAACGCGACAGCGCCAGCAUUGUGUACUCAAAUAACUCGAACAAUACGCGCACGCUAAUGCAAUCGUCUCCGCCACUGGUCGAGCCCACCGCCAUACAGAUCAGCAUUAGUCCAGCACAUACCGCUGAGCCGGUACUCACACCGGCCGAACGACUCCGCCGCCUUGACGCCUCUAUACGCGAAGGCCUUUUGGAGAAGCAGAAAAUCAUUUGUGAUAUGUUCAGGUUGCCGGUGGAGCACUUCCAUGAGAUCGUCGACAUUGCGGCAAUGCCAGAAGCGCCCAAAGACAGCGCCGACAUUGCGUUGGCAGCGUAUGCACAGGUGCAAUCACUAACCGAGGUUCUCAAUGAGUAUAUGCAUGUGACGCACGAACAAGAAAUAUCUGCCGUGUCCACGGCCGUUUGCGAUCAAUGCCAUGAAAAGCAACAGCAACAACAUCAUCAUCAUCACCACAGCCAGCGACCGCUGACGCCGCUCACAGCAGCCUCAUCGAACUCGUCGUCAACGUCAACAAUGAAUUCCACUGGCUCUUCGACUACAACACAAAUAGCAGCGACGAGUGGCGCCGCAACUGCAGCUGCGCCUUCAUUAGCGGACAUACCGCCACCGCUACCACCACCAAAUAAGCAGAUCGCUCAACAGCAAACACCCACCGCAAAAACGCCUACCAGCGCGCGCACAGUGCUGCAAAACGCGUUGAUGGACGAGGACAUACACGAAGACGACGACGGCUAUUGCGAGAUUGACGAACUGCGGUUGCCGGCAUUGCCGCCAACGCUCGCUUCAAAGGCAGCCAAAGUUUCUUCGCCUCCGCCACCUUUGCCACCACCGGUUGGCGUUUUGAAAGCACCGCUAUUGCCACCACCGCCAGCAACAACCCAGCAGCAGCAGGCGGAGGAGAAAAGCGCUUCCAAUGCGGCGACAGCAAACACGAUGCUUCCAGAGGAAAACAAUUCAACAACUGUGGUGCAAACGAACGCAGCUGAGCUGGUGAAACGGCAAAGCACAAUAAGUGCUGAUAGCAUUCCUGAAGAAUCUGCCGAUGAGGUAACCCAAGCACUGAGCGAAGAUAAAGUGAGCGCGCCAGCAAGCGGCGAGGUGGAGACAGUAAAAAGCGAAAAAGAAGUUGCGAAUGCGAUAGAUUCCGAAGUCGAACAGACACAAAAGGAAGAAAAGGAGGAGACGGAACAGUUAAAGGUUAAGCUUGAAGUUAAUGAGGAGAGAACAAGUAUCCGUGAAAAGAAGGAAGCAAGCGAAUGUAAACCAGCAGAGCAAACAAAAAACAUAACCCCAACAGUCACAAGCGAUUUAGCAGAGAAAGCUUCCACUGACGCCGCAGAGCCGCAAAGUAGUGAACAGAGCGCUGAGCAUACAGAUGACAAGCCAACUACGGCGGAUGCCGCUGCUGUGGGCGGCGGACAAGAAACGGGAGCACUAGUAGCAGACGCGUCAGCAAAGCCAACAGAAAUUGAUGCAUCUACAACAGGACCAAGCGCAGUCGCAGGCAAAAACAAAGCCGCCAACGAGCACAUGGAAGUCAAUGACGCCUAUGAAACAUUGUCGACGCUGAGCAGCAAGCUGAAAAACGCACUAGCCAUGGUUGAUAACUCCACACAGACAUCAUCAAUGACAAUGAGCUUAACCACUUUGGCCACAAGUGCCGCAACCAUCAACGCGAGUACCAAUCUUCCUUUGCACUGCGGACCGAAUCGCAUACAGCACGCCAACUCACUGGAGCCAAGCGUGCCCUGUCAUGCGCUGAAUACAAUUGUCAGCUCACUGAAUUCGCAAAUUUCAUUACUUUUGGUAUGUGAAUUGGGUGUCUUUUGAUGUGUAACUUCUUCGGAUUAGGAAGAGUAAAAUUAUGCUUUGCUACCAAUUAGCAUUGCAAGAUAUAGAGGGCUUAUAUUCAAUA
Rhagoletis zephyria (snowberry fruit fly) is the source of this 6896-nucleotide messenger RNA. RefSeq lists its product as uncharacterized. NCBI's taxonomy places the organism in Eukaryota, Metazoa, Arthropoda, Insecta, Diptera, Tephritidae. Gene Ontology annotation, biological process: G protein-coupled receptor signaling pathway. The record is from RefSeq and is a predicted model, not a curated record. Gene Ontology annotation, molecular function: G protein-coupled receptor binding; guanyl-nucleotide exchange factor activity. Gene Ontology annotation, cellular component: cytoplasm.